AAAUUCAUACCAAGAAUAAAAAAUCAUUUAUCAGCAAGCUGUUCAACAAUAGAUAUUAUUGGUGAAGUAACUCUAUGUAUAAAUAUUAAUGGAAUAAUUACUCUAGUAGUUGCUGAUGUAGCAACAAAUCUAGUAACCAAUUUAAUACUUGGAAGUGACUGGAUUCAAUCAAAUAAUGUUUACAUUCUGACUCCAGAAAAACGAAUUAUGAUUCGACGGCAAGGUAGAGAAGUAUCAACUCCUUUUAUUGAUCCACCACUUUUAAAUUACCCUGUUACUCUUAUCAAUCAUAUUACUAUUCUUCCUUUUUCAGAACAAGUGGUAGAAGCAAAACUUCGACAAGAAGAAAUGAUGAACGUAUUAUUUGAACCCAAUCCUCGAUUAAAAAAGAAGGCAUUAUUUACAGCAUGUACACUACUCAACAUACAAGAUGGAAAAGUACGCAUGAGCAUCAUCAAUGCAACCAACCGACAGCAGACACUGUCAGAAGGAACCAACAUGGGUAUGGUGACACAAUUAGCAACAUCAGUCAAUUUUAUUAUUCCACAAGAUCAUUCAGUUCAACGCAUUCCGAAAGGAAAAGCGUGUAUGAAGCUCAUCCCGCAAGGGAAAAGAGCGAAUACAAACGAUGGAAUAAAUUUCAUCAGUGCUAUUAACAGAUCAUCAUGCCAGAAAAAUCAACAUCAAUGUCGAGAAUGUCAACAAUAUUUUCAGACUGGCAAUGAGUUAUUCAAACAUCUCAGAGAUACAUGUUAUCCUGAUGAAAUACGGAAACAAAUAGAAAACUUAGUUGCACAUAUCAAGGAUGACACGCAACAAGAACAAUUGAAACACAUUCUUUGGAAAUAUGGAAAGCUAUUUGAUACCAGUCAACCAUCAAAAAUCGAUAUAGUAUUGAAGAAUGCUAUUGAUACUGGUACACAUCGACCUGUUCACACUCCACCUUAUCGAAAAUCAACCAAAGACCAAGAAGUUUUAACGAAUGAAACACAAAAAUUAUUAAAAAAUGAUCUCAUUGAACACUCCACAUCUCCUUGGUCUUCACCGGUUGUACUGGUGAAAAAGAAAGAUGGAACAACAAGAUUUUGUGUUGAUUACCGUCGAUUAAAUCAAAUAACAACAAAGGAUGCUUUUCCAUUGCCAAGAAUUGAUGAUAUCUAUGAUCAAUUAACCAAAACCAAGUACUUCACGAAACUUGAUUUCAAAGCAGGGUACUUUCAAGUACCAUUAGACGAGGUAGAUCGACCAAAAACUGCAUUCUCCACUAGAGAUGGUCAUUAUCAAUUUAAGGUGUUACCACAAGGAUUAACCAAUGGACCACCAACCUUUCAACGAAUUGUUAAUCAAAUAUUAGGUCCAAAUCGAUGGAAACAUAUGCUGGCAUACAUUGAUGAUAUUAUUGUAUAUUCGAGAAAUUUUAAUGAACAUUUAAAACAUAUUGAAGAAGUAUGUUCUUUAUUACAAUCCGCAAAUUUUAAAUUAAAUAUAGCAAAAUGUGAAAUCGCAAAAAAUGAAAUAUUAUUCCUUGGUCAUCUCAUUCAAGAUGGAACUAUUAAACCAGAUCCAGAAAAUACUCGUGGUCUAGCUGAAACUAGAGAACCAACAUCAGCUGAAGAAGCAUUUAGAUUCGUCAAAGCAGCUGAAUAUUAUCGAAAAUUUAUUCCAAAGUUUUCAUUCAUUGCUGCACCACUACACAAA
Molecule: messenger RNA, 1698 nt
Organism: Adineta steineri
Lineage: Eukaryota; Metazoa; Rotifera; Eurotatoria; Adinetida; Adinetidae
Source: the annotation of a GenBank genome assembly